AUUUAGUAAAGAUUUUUUUUUCUCUGCAUUUAUUUCUCGUUCACACUCCGGUCCAGUUGGUGGCGGAAGUGCACCUUUAAAUUGGUUUGCCAACCGCCAACAAACCAUAAAGAUAAAGAAGGAGAAAUACUUUCGCUUCAGGUUUUCGUUCACGGAAAGCAUUUCUUCUACUGAGUGAGUGUAACUUUAUGGCCAAAUACAUGAGGCCCCCAAACACGUCUUUGUUCGUCAGAAACAUUUCCGAUGAGUCCAGAAAAUGUAAAAGCAUCCAGUUGUGGAACCGGCCACAAAGAGUAACAAAGACCCGUGUAGAGUAGCUGUAAAGACAAGUCACACAGACCUUCAGGAUCAGAGGGAGGGAAAAGGUUGAAAAGAGAAAGUAAAGCAUGAAGAGGAAAAGGGAACGGAGACAAAGCUUGGAUAUGGCGGCAAAGAAUUGGGAAAAGAAAAGAGUUUUAAGAGGAAAAGGCAAGCAGGAAACCCAAGUCUCUGUGGGAGUCGAUUAAAGAGUGUAAAGAUCAAGAUGAAGUUCAAAGUCAAGCAUGGGCAAAGCAUAUUUGAGGAUGUGCGUGAUGCAGAAGAUGCUCUUCACAGCCUGGACAGGAAGUGGGUUUGUGGCCGGCAGAUUGAAAUCCAGUUCGCCCAGGGUGACCGAAAGACACCAAAUCAGAUGAAGUCAAAGGAAAGGCAUUCCCCAGGCAGGUCAUCUCGAUACGACGACUACGAUCGAGACAGCCGGCGCAGACGAUCGCGCAGUCGCAGCUAUGACAGAUACAGGUCGCGCAGCCCGUCUUAUGAUCGCCAUCGCAGGCGAUCCGAGAGUCCUCGAGAGUCUCGGGGACGAGGGUAUGGAGGAAGAAGCAGGAGCCGUGAGGAUGAAAGGUACAGGCCGAGGCCUCGGAGAGAGUCCAGAGGAAGAUCUCGUUCUCGCUCAAAAUCUGCAUCUCCACGAGAAAACGCCAACCCAGCAACGACUUCCCAUUACACCGAGGAAGAAGUACGACGGACACACUCCCCGUCCCGCUCCAGGUCCCGGUCUGCAUCAAGAUCACGCUCUCGUUCGCGUUCUCGGUCCCGAUCCUGGGCUGGACGCAAGUCAGGCGGACGCUAGAAUAGUACCUGCUCCCCCUGCUAUCCGUCUGUCAGAUGCACCAGAGCGGGUUCAUUUGACAAGAAAUGUUUGUUUUGACAUGAAUGUAACGUCCACUGAACCAUUUGUAGAAAACUAGAAACCAUUUGUAGAAAGCAGCUUUUUGCAGCUCUAUUUUAAGAACAAUGGUGGUCCUUUGCUUGGUUUUAUAAAAUGUUAUUGAUGAGAUUUUCCUGAUUUUAGAAAGAUGAAACAGUCAGUGGCGGUUUCUGUGUUCAGUGGUAGUCAGUCAGGAAUAAUUGUCUUUUUUUAUAUAUAUAUAUAUAUAUAUAUACGGUUAUUGAUAGGUUUUGUUUUCUAAACCCUAUGCACCCAUUUUUUGCAAAGAAAAGAACAUUCAGUAUUUAAAAAAUGAAUCCAGUCUGUUGACCAAACCAGCGUUUUCUGUGUGCUUUAUCGCAUUUAACAAAUCAAUGUACUUUUUACUCUACUGCUGACAAGAUUUUUCUUCCUUUCUUUUAGACACAGGUGUCGAAAUGCAUGUGCAAAAACAUGUCAGUGAACAUUGAGAUGAUCAUUAACCUUUUAUAGUCAAAGUAGCAGACUGAAUUGAAAAAAAGCAAACUUUGACAUUGAAGUUUUAGUCUCUGCAAGACUGGUCUGAGUUGGAAAAGGAUCAGCAGUAGUGUCAAGUAUUAGUAUUAAGGCAAAAAUACUCAGAAACGUUGCUCUGGUCCUGAAGUGUCAGUAAAACAUUGACAAGCUGAAAAAAAUGUACAUUAAUCUGUUUUAAUUUUGUGGUGUUUUCUGUAAGAUUUCCAAAAGUAUUUUAUUUUCCAAACAAUUCUCCAAAUGUUGGUUGAGGAGGAACUGAAGUUGCUUGUUGGUGUUUACCUGACUGUGUUGGUUUAUUCAGAAUGAAUCGUGUCACUGCAUGUGCUAUUCUCUAAUCUUCUAUCUUUAGUAGGAAUAAACUGUUAUUUUCAGUAAUAAAUGUCUAACUUUCAGUAUAAGGAAA
This is a messenger RNA of Etheostoma spectabile (orangethroat darter), 2108 nucleotides long. RefSeq names its product serine and arginine rich splicing factor 10b (gene srsf10b). The coding region runs from base 524 to 1111 and encodes 195 amino acids. The record is from RefSeq and is a predicted model, not a curated record. Lineage: Eukaryota; Metazoa; Chordata; Actinopteri; Perciformes; Percidae. The transcript is spliced from 6 exons. Gene Ontology annotation, molecular function: RNA binding.